AAUAAACGAGAAAAAAAUAAAUAAAGAAGAACACUCAAAACACAUAAUUAAACAACCAUUGGCCAGAGCGAUGGGGAUUCGGCGUCAAACGAACGAACUGAACCGAACCGAACCGAAUGAACAAACAAACAAACAGACGAAAAGACACACACACAAAAAUGAAACAAAACAGAGCCUCAAUCUUACAUUGUCUUUUGAUGAUGAAGCUUCGGAAUGGGUGAAACUAUGUCAUUCAAAACGCAUCAAUGAAACAAAAAAAAAAGAGAUUCAAUUCAAUUCACUUUUCCAAUGCUUUUACUCAUGUUGCGCUCAUGUGUGUAGACAUGUGCAUGUGUGUUUGUGUGAUGUUUAUUCAUUCUUUUUGUCGUCCGCGCUAACUUAAUCAAUAAUCGAGAGUUGUAAAAAUGUGUAAAUGAAUGUGUCAAAUUCGGUAUCAUUUCGUGAGUGAGAGCAAAAAAAAAACCACAUACAACAUACACCAAGAAUAAGAAUUGAACACUAAAAUUCGACUUUUCCCAUUUCAAAGGUCAUACCGGGUCAUCGAUGAGCACUAACUGUCGAAGUGCUCUCGGUCAGAUUUAUCAAAAGAUGAAUUGAAUGAAACGAGCGAGAAAAAAGAACAUGAAUAUAUGGAAUGCACACGCAUACAUGAAGAAAAAAAUUGAUGUAAAUAAAUAGAUGAAAUGAAGAAAACAGAAUAAAAAUGAAAACCGUAUCGAAUUCUAGACCGCCGAGCGUCACAAGUCCAUAGGCGCCAAAUCAGCUGAUUUUUUUUUGAUCUUCAUAUGUAUACACACACACCCGAAACACCGAUGAGAGAGAGAGAGAGAGAGAGGGCAAUCUUUGUGUCUCUCUCGCACUCACGUUCGUGUGCUCUCGAUUAUACUCUGUCGGCGCGCUCCAAUAUCCCAUCUACACCGAGUGGCGCUCGAUGAUGAUGAUCAAGUCACCUCGUGUCAUUUGAACCGAACAGACUCAUAACUUACAAUAAGUUUUUAUCUAUUAUUUAUUCGAACCAAAAUUGUGAUAUGCAAGCAACACGCUGCUACAGUGUGGAUCAUAGAGUAGUUUUAGAGCGAAGAAAAAAAAAUGAAAAGAAGAGUAAUAAUACGAGAAAGACACACACGAACUGAAAAAAAACAGCAACAAAUGACACACGGGCACACAUUUGAACGGAGAAACAAACAGCAAAAAUAAAUUAUUCAAAUCCGCUUGAUAAAUAGUAAUGCAACGCGCGAUCGCGAAACCGAAGAUGAACACGCCAAAUGCGAAACAACUGGAAAAACAAACAUCAUCAUGAGCAGCAGCAGCAACAUGAUUGCGUGGGCCUAAGAUCAUUUGUGCGUUUUUUUUGCAUUGCAUUUGCUGAUAUUUUGUGUGUUCUAUUUAUGCUUUUUCCCUAUGCAACAACAACAACAACCGAAAAAAAAAUCCGUAAGACGCCACUCGAUAUAUACGUACAUAAACAAAGUGCGCAGACUACAACUGGCGCUAGCUCGCGCUCUCUCAUUUUUAUCAAAUAAAAAAGGACAAAUCAAUUGAAUUCGAAAGGGAAUUGAAAACAAACAGAGUCUCAGCGUGCUGCUGCUGCUGUUCGUACUGCUGCUAUUGAAGCACACAAGCAGCAGAGAACCGAACAGAAUGACAAAAAAAUGUAACACCAAAGAAAUAUAUAACAGAAAAUUGAUACACAUAUUCUUUUCGGUGUUUUCGAUUUUGUGAAUGCGCCACACAAGUUUUUCGUCUUUCGCGCGCCGCGCCACACACCAACCAACCACUCUCGUUCGCACUAUUGCUCGAUUUAGACUCGAAAUUGAGUGUGUGUGGAUACGUAGACGGACGAGUUCGUUUGUUAAACGAUUUCACGUGAAAUUCGAUAUGGUUUGAUCAUACGCCAAGUGAAAAGUGAUUCCCGUGUGCGAUAAUUUGAAAUUGUAUACCCUCAUUUGUGAUGAUUUUAUCAUUUUCGAUCUUUGUUUUUGCUGUUUUUCGGUGUGUCGAUUUGUAUAAUUUGCCUACUUCUUUGGAAUAAUUUUACAGCAUUACUCUACCCAUUUAUCAUUUGCGAAUCAUCAUCAUCGCGGCGCUUACACUGGAAUUGGCGCUUCACAUUCGUUGAGUGUGUAUCUCUUUUUCUCUUCGUUGUGUGUGUGUGUCUGUAUCGCACAAUUUUCCCUUCAAAACACACCACACAAUUGAGACCAAACAACCGAACGUUUAUUUGGGAACCGAACCGCAUAUUAGAUUUUUAUUGAAAAUACACCGAAAUUUAAUAAAACCGCCAACCUGGAACUAAUGGAAUUGGAGAAUAUUGUGGCCAAUACGGUCUACCUCAAAGCGAGAGAAGGAGGAUCUGAUAGCAACAAAGGCAAAAGCAAAAAAUGGCGAAAAAUUUUACAGUUCCCACACAUAUCACAGUGCAUACAUCUCAAAGACAAAAUAGACGAAUUGUCUCAUUGCUCCAUUUCAGAUGUAAGUUACGAUUAUGUUAUAGAUCAACAACCCAUUGGAAGAAUAUUAUUUCGAAUGUUUUGUGAAAACAAAAGGCCGCUCUACUAUAGAUAUAUUUCCUUUUUGGAUAAUGUUACCAGAUAUGAGAUCGAGUAUGAUGAGAAUCGCCUGGAAAUUGGAUGGGAUAUUGGGAGGCGUUUUCUUGGCAUCGAAUGUGAACACAAUACAAUUAAUAAUACCCGAUGCGAUACGAAUGCGGUAAAAGAUAGUCAUGAUGAUGUUGUAUUACAAUUUGCCGACACCGAUGAUCAUAGCAAUUGUGAACGACAGAAUAGCACCGAUGCAAAUGCACAAGAAACCACAACAACACCACCAGCAACAACAAAACCAGUCUCAAACACAACCAACUACAGCACAACCAGCUCGAACAAAUUAUCCAAAGAUGAAAAUGUGAAUGCGGCGAAUUUGAGCAAUGAUGCCGACAAUGUGGUCAGCAGUAGAAGCAGUCAUGCAAAUGACAACAAUAAAGACACAUCGAAAGAAACAAACUUGAACUGUGAAAAGGAUGAACUGGUGUUAGAUGUUUUAAAUGACGAUCUCAUAGAAAAGGUUCGAGUGAAAAUUUCAUUAGGCAGUAAGGAGGUUUUUGAACCGUGUGUUACCGCAGUUAAAUCAUUUCUAGCUGGAGAACCAUUUAGCGAAUUCGAAUCAUCGAUGUAUUUUCAUAGGUAUCUUCAAUGGAAGUGGUUAGAAGCUCAACAAGUUACAUAUAAAACCUUUCGCAUGUACCGUGUACUUGGAAAAGGUGGAUUUGGUGAAGUGUGUGCAUGCCAGGUUCGCGCCACUGGCAAAAUGUACGCGUGUAAAAAAUUAGAAAAGAAACGUAUUAAGAAACGUAAAGGUGAAUCGAUGGUAUUAAUUGAAAAACAAAUUCUACAAAAAAUCAAUUCGAGAUUCGUGGUUAAUUUGGCUUAUGCAUACGAAACGAAAGAUGCACUCUGUCUCGUAUUAACAAUUAUGAACGGUGGUGAUUUAAAAUUUCAUAUUUAUAAUAUGGGUGGCGAUCCGGGUUUUGAGUUAGUUCGCGCUAGAUUCUAUGCAGCCGAAGUUGUGUGCGGUUUAGAGCAUUUACAUCAACAAGGAAUCGUUUAUCGCGAUUGUAAGCCCGAAAAUAUUCUACUCGAUGACCAUGGUCAUGUGCGCAUUUCCGAUUUGGGCCUAGCCGUUGAGAUUCCCGAAGGUGAAAUGGUACGCGGACGUGUUGGUACUGUUGGAUAUAUGGCGCCAGAGGUUAUAGAUAAUGAAAAAUAUUCAUUUUCACCGGACUGGUUCAGUUUUGGAUGUUUACUGUAUGAAAUGAUCGAAGGACAAGCACCAUUUCGACUGCGCAAAGAGAAGGUUAAACGAGAAGAGGUCGAUCGGCGAGUUAAGGAGGAGCCAGAGAAAUAUUCGCACAAAUUCAGCGAUGAAGCCAAAUCACUGUGCCAACAACUAUUAGCAAAGACUGUGAAAACUCGCCUAGGUUGUCGAAAUGGACGCUACGGUGCACGUGAGGUGAAAUUGCAUAACUUUUUCAAUUGUAUCAAUUGGAAACGUCUUGAUGCUGGAAUGGUGGAACCACCAUUUGUGCCAGACCCACACGCAGUUUAUGCGAAGGAUGUAUUAGAUAUAGAGCAAUUUUCGACGGUUAAAGGUGUCAAUUUAGAUGCAUCAGAUGAGAAUUUUUAUUCAAAAUUCAAUACGGGCUCUGUGUCGAUAUCGUGGCAAAAUGAAAUGAUUGAAACGGAAUGUUUCAGCGAAUUGAAUGUAUUUGGUGUGAAUGACAAUCCGACGCCGGAUUUACUAUUAAACGCACAACCAGUUGUUGAUAAGCCCGGCUGUUUUCCAUUUAGACGGAAGAAAAAGCAGCCAGCAAGAAGUCGACCGGUGCCGAUACCCGAACACCUAUUGACUACUAGCGAAUCGAGACGGAUAGCCAAAGUUGAAAGCUGAUAACUUCCCAACGAUUUUAUUGAACAAAUUUAAUCAAUACCAAUGAAAUUGUUUGUUUGUUAUAGAAAAAACAAGAAGGAGAAAUGUCUUAUACACAUUAAUCCAUUCUAUUUGAAUAAAGAAGGAACAAAAAUAUUACAUUAGAACAAAAAACGCCCAGCAACACACUGUUUUCUGCACACAAACAAAAAAAACACAAAAUCAAAAAUAAAAACGACAAAAAAAUACAAUUAACUUUUAAUCAAUGUAUUCUAAAUUCAUGUGCAUACAAAAAUCGAAUUUCAUUUUUUUCUCACAAAAAAAACGGUCAUUUGUGAAUAGGCACCAGCCAAUUGUGUACCCACUUCCAAUAGAUCCGAGACAAAGACUUCGUUUUGUAAAGAAUUUUUCCUGUCGAAAUAAACACAUUUUAUUCACCAA
Messenger RNA from Sitodiplosis mosellana (orange wheat blossom midge), 4863 nucleotides. It is a transcript of the gene Gprk2, whose product is annotated as G protein-coupled receptor kinase 2. Gene Ontology annotation, biological process: signal transduction; protein phosphorylation; regulation of signal transduction. Gene Ontology annotation, cellular component: cytoplasm. Lineage: Eukaryota; Metazoa; Arthropoda; Insecta; Diptera; Cecidomyiidae. The transcript is spliced from 13 exons. The record is from RefSeq and is a predicted model, not a curated record. The coding region runs from base 2296 to 4443 and encodes 715 amino acids. Gene Ontology annotation, molecular function: G protein-coupled receptor kinase activity; ATP binding.